Molecule: messenger RNA, 779 nt
Organism: Drosophila novamexicana
Lineage: Eukaryota; Metazoa; Arthropoda; Insecta; Diptera; Drosophilidae
Exons: 2
Coding region: 192-680 (162 amino acids)
Source: RefSeq, a predicted model, not a curated record
AAGAAACAAAUUUAAAAAAAUAGCAGAAAAAUAACGACAACUGGUUUUGAAAAUUACACACACAGCACUUGACAAACAUUUGGCCGAUGUUUUUGUUAUUUCAUUUUCUUUCUUCAACUGUCUUGUACUUUAACCCAAAUUCAAACCAAAUAAGAAACACUUGCGCCAGCCAAGCGCCGCAGUAAGCAGACAUGAGCCGGCAACUGAGGUUCAGCUUCCAAGCGCCGCCGGCCGAGGCAUGCCACUCGGAUCUGGUGGAGAUCAAUUUGAAUGGCGGUCGGGCACAGGCCAAACAGCAGUCGGCGCAGGCGCUGGACGAGCUGUUGCAGGCCAGGACUACGGCCACGUUGCCCACGCACCGUGGCUAUCCCUAUGGCUACGGCGACACGGAUGAUGAAGCCGACUUUUAUUUCUGCAAAAAAUCGAACUCGACCGGCCAGCUGGCCGAGAAGGUAUCGCCGCCGCCGCCCUCCGCCACCAACAUCAGCUGCCUGCGGCAAAUGUACUGUCCCGAGUGCCACGAGCGUCUGCAUGAGCAGGGCGUGCGCCUGGAGCGCCUGAUCACCCUGUGCUGUUUCGCCCUGCUGCCCAUCUAUCCCUGCUGCAUGCGACGCUCAAAGGACGAGUGCAAGGUUAUUUGCGGCAAGUGCGGCUACUUGCUGGGCGCCUGGAAGCGCUAGCGAAGCGCUCUUGUGGUUUUUUGAAUUCAUUUUUGUUUAGUUAUACAUUUUACGCUAUUGUUUUUGUUAGUUUUUAAGCACCAAUUGACCCUGCAAUGC